Ochotona princeps (American pika) is the source of this 1476-nucleotide messenger RNA. RefSeq names its product TruB pseudouridine synthase family member 2 (gene TRUB2). NCBI's taxonomy places the organism in Eukaryota, Metazoa, Chordata, Mammalia, Lagomorpha, Ochotonidae. Bases 89 to 997 code for a protein of 302 amino acids. Gene Ontology annotation, biological process: RNA processing; pseudouridine synthesis. The transcript is spliced from 8 exons. The record is from RefSeq and is a predicted model, not a curated record. Gene Ontology annotation, molecular function: RNA binding; pseudouridine synthase activity.
CCAUGGUAAAGCUCCUUCUUUGGGAGGAGGAACCGUACGGCACUUCCGCCUAGAAUGCAGGCUGUCGGCGUGCUGUUGGCAUGAAGGAAUGGGCUCCUCUGGUCUAGCGCGGCUGCACGGGCUCUUCGCGGCCUACAAGCCCCCGGGGUUAAAGUGGGAGCACCUGCGGGACACGGUGGAGCUGCAGCUUCUGAGGGGUCUCAAUGCUGGGAAGCCCCCUGCGCCCCAACAGCGUGUGCGCUUCUUGCUGGGCCCCACGGAGGGCAGUGAAGACAAGGAGCUGACCCUCACGGCCACCAGCGUGCCCACCCUCACCAGGCAUCCACUGGUCUGUGGACCAGCAUUUACCAGCCUAAAGAUUGGAGUGGGACACCGGCUGGAUGCCCGGGCUUCUGGCGUGCUGGUGCUCGGCGUGGGACACGGAUGCCGGCUGCUUACUGACAUGCACGAUGCCCAUCUCACCAAGGAUUACACCCUGCGUGGCCUGCUGGGCAAAGCCACCGACGACUUCUGUGAGGAUGGGCGGUUGGUGGAGAAGACGACGUAUGACCAUGUGACGAGAGAGAAGCUAGACCGGAUCCUGGCCGUGAUCCAAGGCUCCCAUCAGAAGGCCCUGGUGAUGUACUCCAACCUGGACCUGCAGUCCCAGGAGGCCUACGAGAUGGCCGUGAGCGGCACAAUCCGGCCCAUGAGCAAGUCUCCGAUGCUCAUCAGUGGCAUCCGCUGCCUCCACUUCGCACCUCCAGAAUUCCUCCUGGAGGUGCAGUGCAUGCACGAGACGCAGCAGCACUUGCGAAAGCUGGUGCACGAGAUCGGCCUGGAGCUCAAGACCACCGCCGUCUGCUCGCAAGUGAGGCGCACGCGGGAUGGCUUCUUUGCGCUGGAUGAUGCCCUCCUGCGGUCCCAAUGGAACCUCCGCAGCAUCCAGGCGGCCAUUAAUGCCGCGGCCCCCCGGGUGGCAGCAGAGCUGGAGAAGAACCAGAGAUGGUCAGCAUAGGGUACCCAGCCGCUCCCCAGUCUAGGCCAGCCAGGGGACUCCGGGGGCCUGAGCUCGGCCUCAGAGCAGGAGAGCUGUGUGGGGCACCAGGUGGAUGAAGGCUCAGCGCUCCUGAGGCGGAACUGAUGACUGGGGAAAGUGAGUCUGCUGGGAGCUUUUCCACAUGACCCCAAGCUGAGAAGCUCUGAGCUGGCUGCCCUGGGCCCAGGUGAAAAAGGGAAGACUUGACUGUGGAGAUGACGACAAAUAAUGACACGGCUUUAGGCAGUAAGCGCAGUGUCCUUAGGAACUCGGACACUGGCUAUAGGAAAUGCUGUUAGGAAGCAGUAAGAGAUACAUGACCCAAAACACCGGGCAGAUUUGACCCAUGCGAUGUCCAAAAGUUCCAGAUGGCCGGAUGUGACGCUCAGCCUCUCUGAAGAGGUGGAAGGAAAUGAGGUGACUUCACCUGCCAGCCAGAGUGGGGGAAGGAAUAAAAG